This is a messenger RNA of Ilex paraguariensis (yerba mate), 1035 nucleotides long. Lineage: Eukaryota; Viridiplantae; Streptophyta; Magnoliopsida; Aquifoliales; Aquifoliaceae. The record is from the annotation of a GenBank genome assembly.
AUGGGUCGUCACCGUAGCGGCGGGGAAAAAGAAUUUCUAUCCUUUUUGCUUUUUCCCUCAUUUCCUUUCUCUUGCAAAGCAUUUGUUGAAGGCAGAAGCGGUUAUUUUGCUGGCGUUGAGUUUCACGACGGAGAGCAAAUAAGCUUUUGUAACUUUCUGCCAAAUGGAAGGUUCUUAGCCUUCUCUCUCUCUGUGAAUUCUUCACUGCAAAUCAAACACUACGUCGUCGUCGUCAUCAUCUUCCUGGUCUUUCUUACUUUAUCACUAAAGCUGAUCCAGCAGCUACUUCAGGUUUGGGCAUAUAGAAAGGAAAAAGGAGUUGGAGUUUUGUCCGAAAUUGUGAUGUCUCCGCCACUGCUUGGUGCUGGGGAGGAAGCGAAUCAGAGUAACAUCACUUUGUUGGCUUCUCCGGCCUCCUUGGACCAUAAUAUAUGUCAAAACAUCUCGGGACUGAAAGAGCAUAACUACAUGGGGUUGUCUGAUUGUUCUUCCGUAGGUAGCUCUACAAUAUCCACCACAUCGGGAGACAAUAAUGGCUGUCUGAAUUUGAAGGCCACAGAACUGAGGCUUGGGCUUCCUGGAUCCCAGUCUUCAGAGGGGGAUUCAGAGUUUUCCUUGCUGUGCUCGCCAAAUCUCGAUGAGAAGCCAGUUUUUCCUUUGCAUCCUUUGAAGUAUGGUAAUUAUUUGUUAUCACAUAAGACGGUUGGUCCUGGCAACAAAAGGGGUUUCUCAGAUGUUAUGGAGGGUUUUGCAGAGGUAAAUGUGAUACUCUCACCCAGGCCUUCCCUGAACUCAGUUUUGAAAUCAGAUUCUGUGAAAGAAAACACUGGAACCCAACCACCCAAAACAAAAGAAGUGAUUUCCAAGAACACAGCUGAAGAGAAGCCUCGCACUGGUAGUGAGAUCGUUGCAGAUCGUGUUGGCACUGCAAAUAACAACAGCAGUGCACCUGCUACAAAGGCACAGGUUGUGGGUUGGCCGCCUGCUAGAUCGUUUAGGAAGAACACAUUGGCUUCUACUUCAAAGAAUGCUUAG